Messenger RNA from Balearica regulorum gibbericeps (East African grey crowned-crane), 1081 nucleotides. Lineage: Eukaryota; Metazoa; Chordata; Aves; Gruiformes; Gruidae. The record is from RefSeq and is a predicted model, not a curated record.
UUGGACAACCCAGAUGAGCAAGCAGCACAGAUCAGACGCGAGUUGGACGGACGUCUUCAAAUGGCAGAGCAAAUUGCAAAGGAGCGCAAGUUUCCGAAGUUUGUGUCCAAAGAAAUGGAAAACAUGUACAUUGAGGAGCUGAAGUCGUCUGUCAAUCUUCUGAUGGCAAACUUAGAGAGCAUGCCUGUGUCAAAAGGAGGUUCCGAGUUCAAGCUGCAGAAGCUGAAACGUAGUCAUAACACCUCAAUAAUUGACAUGGGAGAAGAAAACGAGAACCAGCUUUCCAAGUCAGACGUUGUGUUGUCAUUCUCCCUGGAGGUUGUCAUCAUGGAGGUGCAGGGUCUGAAGUCGCUGGCCCCCAACCGUAUUGUAUACUGUACCAUGGAAGUCGAAGGUGGGGAGAAACUGCAGACUGACCAGGCUGAAGCCUCAAAGCCAACCUGGGGCACCCAAGGAGACUUCACGACAACACACGCACUUCCUGCAGUGAAGGUGAAGCUGUUCACGGAGAGCACGGGGGUGCUGGCUCUGGAGGACAAAGAGCUUGGGAGGGUUGUUCUCCACCCUACUCCCAAUAGCCCAAAGCAAUCGGAGUGGCACAAAAUGACUGUUUCCAAAAACUGCCCGGAUCAAGACCUGAAGAUCAAGCUUGCCGUGCGAAUGGAUAAGCCUCAAAACAUGAAGCACUCUGGGUAUUUAUGGGCCAUUGGUAAAAACGUUUGGAAGAGAUGGAAGAAACGAUUCUUUGUCCUGGUCCAGGUUAGUCAAUAUACAUUUGCUAUGUGCAGCUACCGGGAGAAAAAAGCUGAACCUCAAGAGCUGCUGCAGCUCGACGGAUACACUGUGGACUACACCGACCCGCAGCCAGGUUUGGAGGGCGGCAGAGCAUUCUUCAACGCGGUGAAGGAAGGCGACACGGUGAUUUUUGCAAGUGACGAUGAGCAGGACCGUAUCCUGUGGGUCCAAGCCAUGUACCGAGCCACCGGCCAGUCUCACAAACCUGUGCCGCCUACCCAAGUGCAAAAGCUAAAUGCUAAAGGAGGAAAUGUACCCCAGCUAGAUGCCCCAAUCUCUCAAUUUU